This is a messenger RNA of Nylanderia fulva, 2189 nucleotides long. RefSeq lists its product as uncharacterized. The record is from RefSeq and is a predicted model, not a curated record. Lineage: Eukaryota; Metazoa; Arthropoda; Insecta; Hymenoptera; Formicidae. Gene Ontology annotation, molecular function: 2-oxoglutarate-dependent dioxygenase activity.
CGUCUCCACCAUGUCGCCUGUCGACCCUUAACACGAGUGUUAAUUAUCAAAGUUGGGUGUAUAUUUGUCAUAAGUGUAAAUUAAAGGCAUUACAUUAAAUAAUAGAACAAAACUUUAAAACCGCAUAUAUGUAUAUAAUCUUGUUGAUACUACGUGAAAAACACAUUCCUAAACGUGUCGCGCGCACGCACACGCCACGUGCGAGCUAUAUUUUCUACUAGAAACGGAAGAACACACAUCUGUUGAACACGCUACGCAGGAAACGUCUUGUUAAAGUACUUAGCUGCAGCUUCCAUUCGUAAGGCAGCUGUGAAUGCCGCUGGGAGGAGAAUCCCCACCAAGACCAAGGGGAGAUGAAAGUUUCUGCUGUAUAAUCAAUAGCAGUUUUGCAGUUCUCGCAGUCGCGUGUGUAUGUAGCUCAAGGUCGAGCAGAAUGUUGCGCGUACUAUAUAAGCUGUAUUUUAUAUCUUAUGUAUUAUUUGCUAGUGUUUUAUAACUCUUAUUGAUAUCUGUUGUAUUCAUAAUUAUAUAUUUUAUAUAAUUAUAUACAUAAUUAUUAUUUAAUAGUGCUUUUAUGAAUCACGCAUGAUCUGUCUCUGCGAAUAAGAAUCGCUGUAUCGGACUGUCGUGAUAAAUAAAACGCGGUAAAACAUUGUUCGCAAUUUUCGAAUUUAUUAAUUUAGAUAUUGGUUCUACAAUCUUUUGAUACAAAAUGUGUAAAUACUCAGUUUAUAUCAAGUUCUAAAAUAAGGCAAUGAUUCAUGUACAAUACAAACAUAUAUAUAUUUGUCAAAGGAGAAAUGAUAAGCUAUAACGUCAAAAUGAGAAAUAAAUUCAGCUUGUACCUACUUAUUAAUAAGGAGCCAAUACUAUACAAGUAGAAAACGAAUAGCUUCUUGCAAAUGAAAGGCAAAUUAGCUGACUCACAAAAGUAUUAAAAUAAUUAUAUUUAAACUAUCAUCUAAAAUGGCGGCGACCGAGAAUAACGUGGAAUUUAUACGAAAAACGUUUUUCAAAUUAACCGAAAAUUAUAUCCAACACGGGGCCAUGCUGAACGAUUUGAAAUCUAUCACGUUGACAACAAUCGAUGCGAAAAGUAUGAAUAAGAAUCGUAAUUUCUUUGUGUACUCGAAGAGAAUAUCGAUGAUGUUAUUCGCGCUCCUUUUGUACGGUAUAUUCAACGGGCACCUUAACGCGAAUAUAAUGAAGAAUUUUCGCGAGACCCGAUGCUUAUUGCCGAAUAAUUAUCUCGUGUGGGAAUUCACGAGAUCGGUAUCGGAUUGCGAUUACUGCCGCGACGUCGAAGCGCCGUUGAUCUUGCCGAACUUGACUAAGGAGGAAUUUCUGCGCUCUUAUUCCUACUCGUCCCGGCCUAUGAUAGUGAAGAACGCGGCCCGCGAUUGGCCGGCGCGUGACAAGUACAACCUGGAAUUUUUUCGAAAUUUGUACGAGGACACCGAGGGCGCGUACGAGUCCCUGGAAGAGGAAUGUCAAUUCUUGCGCUUGAAGAGCGAUUUCGCGAAUCUGCGCGAGGUGUUCGCGAUGAGCGAGGCGCGAUACGUGUACGGAGAGGGCGAGCGGCCCUGGUACAUCGGCUGGAAGAACUGUCAUCCGCGUAUUUUGGAUGCCAUGAAGCGGUUUUACAGCGCGCCGUAUUUCUUGCCGGACGACGCGGAAAUGCCAAAUAGCAACUAUAUCUUCGUAGGCUACGAGGACGGUGCCGUAAUGCACCUGGAUUAUAUAUCAAGACUUAUGUGGCAAGCUCAGAUAAUAGGUAGUAAAACAUGGAGUGUAGCUCCGACACCGGAAUGUGACAACGAAUGCGCAUCUUUUAAAUUUACCGUCGACGCGGCGGACAUUGUAUUGUUGGAUACGAGGAUUUGGUAUCACAGUACUCGCGUUGAAAAUGGAAAUCUUAGUCUGACAAUUACUUCCGAGUAUGGAUAGACUUGGAGGAAGCAAUUUUAUACACCUAUUUCUCUCAGAUUAUACCUAUAUUUAUAUGUAACAUACAAAUUGCUUAGACAGGACUCUAAGCAGUUAUUUUUUUAUUAUUUCGUAAAUGUUUUUGAGAUUGAAUGAUAUAUUAUAAAUAUCAAAUUUUUUUAGCAUUUCAUUUAAUGCUGUAAUUAUUGUCAUUUUUCUCUGUCAUUUGAAGAAAUAAAAUAAUAUUGUUAAAGAGAAAGAUA